AUGUCACUCCUUCUUCCGCUUACGGUUCAACAAAUUAAAAUUUCGGAGUGCCAUUCUUCGGAUGAUUUCCGAAAAGUGUUCAUGGAUUGUGAUGAAGAAACUUCUCAAUUAGAUAGCCAGACCAGAACGAAGGAAGCCAUAGAUUCCAUCUUUUUUCCUCUCAAUCCCCAAGUAAAGUACGAGGAAAAUCAAUCCUCCUCGGUACAAAAUAAUUCGCCGUCUUUGAUCUACUCAUGUCCUCAUAAGGUGAAUGUAAAAUUUGUACUCAAUGCCACGAAUGUAGUCGAGGCGAAUGAUGACGAUGCGAACACAGAGGAGCAACAACAUGAACAACAGCAACAAAUUGAAAAUGUUAAGCUUUUUGUGUCAUCGGAACACUUGCUUUUGCUCAAAUCCAACAGUAGUGGGAUGACUGGUUACAAAAUUCAUUUCAGAGAUAUUUUGAUGCAUGGUGUUCAACAAUCUCCAACCCUGUGCAUGUAUUGUCAAUUAUCAACCAUUGAGAGUGGACAAGGAAAAUCUUCCGUUGCGGAAGAAGAGGAGGAUUUAGAUAAUGAUGUGUGUGAAAUGAUCAUCACAGUGGUAGCAUCAUCGGCAACACCUUCUUCCUCGUCAAUGUCUGAAAAGCAACAACUCGAUCAAGUCUAUCGGGACAUGUAUAGAGCCUUCUCUGAAGCGGCAGAAAAUGUACCCCUCGACAAUCAGGAAAAUGAAAACCUCAAUUCCAUGAUGAAUGAUAUAAAUCUCGAUGAUAAAUUAUGCAUGAAUUCGGAUGGUUGGGUUUACAAUAUUGAAGAAAUGAGAAGGGCCGUUCUCAUCAGAGAUCGAACUGAACGAGAGGAGCAUGAUGGUGAAUUGAAAAUUUUGGCAAACCAUGAAGUGGCGGCACCAGCUGGUGUCGAUAGUGACGAUGAUGAUUGGGAAGACGUCGAAGAGGAAGCCGAGCUUGACAAUAAAAAGAAGAAAAUCCUCUAA
Naegleria fowleri is the source of this 975-nucleotide messenger RNA. RefSeq lists its product as uncharacterized. The transcript has a single exon. Gene Ontology annotation, cellular component: spliceosomal complex; cytosol. The record is from RefSeq and is a predicted model, not a curated record. Lineage: Eukaryota; Heterolobosea; Eutetramitea; Acrasida; Naegleriidae. Gene Ontology annotation, biological process: mRNA cis splicing, via spliceosome. The coding region runs from base 1 to 975 and encodes 324 amino acids.